Molecule: messenger RNA, 957 nt
Organism: Didymosphaeria variabile
Lineage: Eukaryota; Fungi; Ascomycota; Dothideomycetes; Pleosporales; Didymosphaeriaceae
Exons: 1
Coding region: 1-957 (318 amino acids)
Source: RefSeq, a predicted model, not a curated record
AUGCUCCCCAGACCACUACUGACAAAAACAUUCGGCCUCACCUACCGCAAGAUCCCCGUCGUAGCCAUCGGGAAAGACAUCUACUGCGACACAUCCCUCAUCAUCGAAGCCCUGGAGCACUUCUUCCCCACAAAAGAGGGCUAUGGCAGCGUAUACCCACCCAUCCAAGGCUGGAACUACAAAGGUCUCGCACGAGGCUUCGCAAGCUUCUGGAUAGACCGCCCCUUCUUCCGCACAACAACCGGCCUCAUCCCCCCCUCCGUCUGGACCUCCCCUUUCGGCACCGACCGCGGCCAGCUAAUCGGGCACCCUCUCGAUCCCGCUAAACUCGCAGCUAAAAUCCCGCAAAAUCUUGGGGCGUUCGAAACGCACCUAUCGCUGCUAGAGCCCACGCUCUGCUCUACUGACAAGUGGCUGUUCCCCACAGAGACACCGAGUCUCGCGGACGUAGCGUUCUACUACCAGCUAAAGUGGGGCACGGACAUUGCGAAGGGGAAGGGCGUGUACGACCUCACGGGCGGGAGUGUGGGUGAGGACGGGCAGGACGUCGCUCAGGUUGUGUUUAACGAACAUCGAUAUCCUGGCGUGUGGAGAUGGUUUCACCGCUUCGAAGCACACGUCGCUUCGCUGCCCGAUCUGCAAACGGAGAUCGAGCCUGAGGACACUACUUGGAAAUCCGCAAUUCGCGAAAUCCAAGGGAAGCGGGGGUUGGGACUUGUUCCUCCGGCUACGGCACCCAAUGACGAGUUAGAUGGGAAGAGGGGGAUCGUGGAGGGGGCGCUUGUUAGUGUUGUGCCGGAUGAUACGGGGAGGGGGAAUCCUACUCUGGGACGGCUGGUGGAAGUGGGUGUCGAGGAGGUGGUCAUUCGACCAGAGGAGAAGGGGGAGGUGGAUGUUGAUGUGCAUUUCCCGAGGGUUGGGUUUGUGGUUAAAAGGGUGGAGGGCAGUAAAUUAUGA